Molecule: messenger RNA, 1605 nt
Organism: Impatiens glandulifera
Lineage: Eukaryota; Viridiplantae; Streptophyta; Magnoliopsida; Ericales; Balsaminaceae
Product: wax ester synthase/diacylglycerol acyltransferase 4-like
Exons: 3
Coding region: 30-1451 (473 amino acids)
Biological process (GO): triglyceride biosynthetic process
Cellular component (GO): plasma membrane
Molecular function (GO): diacylglycerol O-acyltransferase activity; long-chain-alcohol O-fatty-acyltransferase activity
Source: RefSeq, a predicted model, not a curated record
CUAUAACACUUGUGGACAUAUCGCCAAAGAUGGAGGAAUCGAUGACGACGAAGAUCAUGAUAGAAGCCGACGAAGAAGCAGACAUGAGGGAACCCGUAAGCCCAACAGGACAAUUCUUCAACAGCUCGGUUCUAUCAAUAUCUAUUAUAGCUGUCAUGGAAUCACAAGUCCCCAUUGAUGAUGCUCUGACCAUGACUUUGCUCAAAGAUGUCUUCUUACCCAUCAAUCCUCGGUUCUCCUCGGUCAUGGAGACAGACAAGAAUGGUGUAAAACAAUGGAAGAAAGUAAAAGUGAACCUCAUUGACCACGUAAACGUCCCAGUGUUCCGAGCCGGGGAGUCGCCGGAAUUCUACGAAGAUCAAUUCAACAACUAUUUAUCGGAGCUAGCCUUACAAGAACUACCUCGAGGAAGGCCAUUAUGGGAAAUCCACAUCAUCAAGUACCCGACAAGGAGUGUAGCUGGAAACUUGAUCUUCAAGCUUCACCAUGCACUUGGUGACGGUUUCUCCUUAAUGGGUGCUCUUCUUUCUUGCCUCCAAAGAGCCGAUAACCCUAAUUUGCCAUUGACAUUUCCAAAUAUACGAGGCAGCGAGCCCAAGCUCGGGUCCACUGACGGGAAACAGGGGAUUUUCCCUCGAAUGGGUAAUGUUUUCUCUAUAUUCUUUAAUACAAUUAGUGACUUUGGAUUCGGGCUUGUGAAGAGUGCUUUGGUGGGCGAUGGAUCGACUCCUGUUAGGUCAGGCGACUCCGGGGUUGAAUUCAAUCCCAUCGACAUUUGCACGGUUACUUUCGGUCUCGAUCAGCUCAAGCGAAUAAAGUCCAAUCUUCAAGUGACGAUAAACGAUGUGAUAACGGGCAUAGUUUUCCUGGGCACGCGUUUAUACAUGAAAGAAACAAAGAGUGAAAAAUUCAUCUCGACUGCUUUGGUAUUGCUAAACACUCGGAAUAUCGCGGGUUAUAGCUCGGUUGAGGAAAUGGUGAAGCCAGACAAGAACACUCAAUGGGGAAACCAAUUUGGUUUCUUGCACGUCACUCUUCCUUGCCUUGACGAAUCCGAGCCACUCCAAUUCGUGUUCGAAGCUCGAAAGAUUAUCCAGAGGAAGAGAAAGUCGGGCGCUGUGUUCCUGACAGGGAAAUUGUUAGAGUUGUUGAGAAAAUACAGAGGGCCAGAAGUAGCGGCCAGAUACAUUCACGGGACAUUGAGGAACUGCAGCAUGACUCUAUCCAAUUUGAUCGGACCGGUUGAACAAUGCAGCUUGGCGGAUCAUCCAUGCGCCGGAAUGUACUUCAUGGUCGUCGGCAUUCCCCAGAAUCUUACCAUAACAAUGAUAAGUUACAUGGGACAGAUGAAGAUUGCUGUGGGAACAGAGAGGAAACAUAUUAAUUCACAAAAGUUCAAGUCUUGCAUUCAGACAGCCUUUGAUGUCGUCUUCAAGGCCGCCGUCGGUUGAUUGCUCAACAUAUUCUUAAUCUCAUUCAUGCUGUCAUGAUUCUAUUUGUAUUUGUAUUUUUAGUAAAUUGGAUGUGAUUGAAUUUUAGUAUUGUUACAUACUGAUUGAAUGACAUUGGUGAUUUGGGUUAUUUGAAUAUCAAAAUUUUCAUAUA